CCGAUCCACCCAGCCAGGCCGGCGUGGCGAACACUUCGUUCGAUCGCUCAGUUGUAGAGCCCACGCCGGACGCACCGCUUUCUCCGUUAAUAUAAAAGCACACACACAGAAAAGCAAAAUUUAGUAAAUCGUCAGUCUGAGCCAGUCAGCCAUUGCAAUCGAGGGCGGAGUGGGGGGGAUCGGGGUGUGCGAUUGGUCGGGCCUGGAUAGUGCGGCCGAAUGUAACAUGGCAACUUCCCUCUGGCCAGGUCUGGCAGCCGUGAGGAAUCUCCUGACACACGUCCAUUCAAGGUUACGGGCAUCAUGCACAGCCGUUCCUCACUUGAACUUUCACUCGAGCCUCGCUCUACCUGCGAAAAACUGGGAGAGGAAGAACCGGAAAGUCUACCCUCCGCAGCUGCCGCACGAGCCUCGCCGGCCAGUGGAGGUUUACCACUGCAGAAGACAGAUUAAGUAUAGCAAGGACAAGAUGUGGUACCUGGCAAAGAUGAUAAGAGGGUUGACCUUUGACCAGGCCGUUGCCCAACUCCAGUUCAAUGACAAAAAGGGAGCAAAGGUUAUGUUGGAGGUCCUUCUAGAAGCUCAGGAAAUGGCGGUGAGGAAUCACAAUCUGGAAUAUAGAUCCAACCUCUACGUUGCCGAGUCCUUCUCCGGUAAGGGCCAGUACCUGAAACGUCUGCGUUACCAUGGUCGGGGCAUGUUUGGUAUUAUGGACAGGGUCUACUGUCACUACUUUGUGAAGCUGGUGGAAGGCAGCCCCCCGAUCGAGAAGAAGACCACUGGACUGGACCAGGCCAAAGAGUACGUGCAGAGUCUACGCAACCGAACCAUUAUCCACGCCCUGUAGCGGACCCAACGCAGCACUGUUUUAUCAAUGGACUGGUAGCUGUGUUUGGGGCAUUGCCUGUAUAACUGUUGUAAAUAAAUAACACAUAUUGUU
This is a messenger RNA of Hypanus sabinus (Atlantic stingray), 940 nucleotides long. RefSeq names its product mitochondrial ribosomal protein L22 (gene mrpl22). Gene Ontology annotation, molecular function: structural constituent of ribosome. Gene Ontology annotation, biological process: translation; ribosome assembly. Gene Ontology annotation, cellular component: mitochondrial large ribosomal subunit; ribosome. The record is from RefSeq and is a predicted model, not a curated record. NCBI's taxonomy places the organism in Eukaryota, Metazoa, Chordata, Chondrichthyes, Myliobatiformes, Dasyatidae. The transcript has 7 exons. Bases 227 to 847 code for a protein of 206 amino acids.